AUGAAUGAAUAUCUCAAAAAGAUGAAGCUCAGCGAGAUUGUUGACUGGACCUCCAAUAAUAGUUUUCGCUCUUCAGUGCAAUCUAAAAAGUCAGUGCAAUCUAAACAGUCGGCCCUUAUGACUCCACCUUCUUCAGGACCUUCUUCACCUGAACUCUCACCCUCAUUGUCACCGGACCAACCAAAAUACUCAGCACCUACACCUGAACCCCACUCAAUGUCUCUGGAUAGUGGUCGUGUCACUCCCCCUUCUUCUGAAUCCUCACGUGCUGAUAAUGAAGCUGCUUUUGCCAAUGUUACCCACACUCCACCGACUGGUCGGUUAUCGGUGACUAUUGUCGCUGGUCGUAAACUUAAUGUCAGCAAUUAUCAGGCUAAGCCUUACUGUGUGGUGGAAUUCGAGAGAAGCGAAUUUGUUACCCGAGAAGCUUUAAGAGAUGGUGAUCUGUCUUCACACAGAGACGGGAAACAAAUGAACUUUAUGGAUCUAGUUCGCGCUGCUACAAAUCCUGUUUGGAAUCAAACGGCUACAUUUGAUGUUGCUCGUAUUGAUGGAGAACUUCAUAUAUCAGUGUACGAACGUGUUCAUAAUAAUAAUCACGCUCAAGAGAUCUUCCUUGGUAUGUUAGCUAUUAAACCUCCAAGACGAAAUGAUAAAGUCAUUGAUGGCUGGUUCAAACUUACGCCAAGAAGCAAAGGUGAAAAUGUAACUGGUGAAAUGCACGUGCAGAUCUCUUAUGAAUCCGUCGCUAAAACACAUCUCACGCCUGCUUCCUUCGAAAUUCUUAAACUCAUCGGUAAAGGAAAUUUCGGCAAAGUAUUCCAAGUCCGUAAAAAAGACACUGGUCGAAUUUACGCCAUGAAGGUGCUACACAAACAGGAUCUGAUUGAACGUCGCGAAGUGGAACAUACUCUUGCCGAGAAAAACAUUCUGAUCCAAGCCGAAACUUGUCCUUUCUUAGUUGGCCUAAAAUUUUCAUUCCAGACUCGUACUCACCUUUAUUUGGUGACCGAUUUUAUGAAUGGGGGAGAAUUGUUUUGGCAUUUGCAAAAUGAAGUAAGACUCAGCGAAGAAAGAGCGAAAUUUUAUGCCGCUGAAAUCGUCUUGGCACUAGAACAUUUGCACAAAUAUAAUAUUGUCUACAGAGAUCUAAAACCCGAAAACAUCCUGCUUGAUGCUACAGGGCAUAUUGCGCUCUGUGAUUUUGGACUUUGCAAAGAGAAUCUUGGGGCUGGUCAAACUACAAAUACAUUCUGUGGUACAUCAGAAUAUCUUGCUCCGGAGGUUUUGGCCGAAUGUGGAUACGGUAAAUCAGUUGAUUGGUGGAGCUUGGGCAUUCUUUUCUAUGAAAUGAUUGCCGGCUUUAGUCCAUUCUACACUCAUGACACACAAGUUAUGUACCGAAGGAUCUUGUUCGGAAAACUUAGAUUUCCUAAAGGUUUAUUCAGUGAUGAAGCAAAGAGUUUAAUCAAAGGGCUCCUUGCACGUAAUCCUCAACACAGACUCGGCACUUAUCAUGAUGCUGAAGAAAUCAAAAAUCAUCCCUUCUUUGAUAAUAUCAAUUGGGAUGCUUUAUAUGCAAAGAAGAGUACACCACCCUUCAAGCCAAAUGUCGCCUCUGAAGAUGAUACAUCUUGUUUCGACCCGGCUUUCACCGAGGAAGAAAUUGAUGUUUCAAAAAAUAUGAGCAAGAAUGGCACAAAUGCAUCAACUAAUAGUGCGUACGAGGCUUCGAAUCAAUUUCAAGGAUUCACUUACUCUGGGGAAAAAGAUGGAAUCAAUAAUACACUUUCUUUGGGAUGUGGAUUUGAGGUGGGAUCUAUUGCCGCAGUUCAAGCUGCUGUCAAUUCUGGUAAUUGGGGAAGUUUGGAAGAUAUAUUACGGUGUUAA
This is a messenger RNA of Ambispora leptoticha, 1890 nucleotides long. NCBI's taxonomy places the organism in Eukaryota, Fungi, Glomeromycota, Glomeromycetes, Archaeosporales, Ambisporaceae. The record is from the annotation of a GenBank genome assembly.